GAAAAAUCUGUCAGUGCAUGGACUGAAAUGGUGGUUUAGAUGGGCUUGCAUUAAUUUGCUACUUUUCAUUGUGCUGUUUUUUCUUACUACUCCUUCCAUAAUCAUCUCAACCAUGGAUAAGUUCAAUGUCACUAAACCUAUUCACUACUUGAAUAAUCCCAUCGUCAGUCAGUUUUUCCCAACGCUCUUGCUCUGGUCCUUCUCAGCUUUGCUACCAACAAUUGUCUAUUACUCAACUUUGCUGGAGUCCCACUGGACAAAAUCUGCAGAGAACAGAAUAAUGAUGCAUAAAGUCUACAUAUUUUUGAUCUUCAUGGUCUUGAUUCUGCCCUCCCUUGGUCUAACCAGCCUUGAUUUUUUUUUCCGCUGGCUGUUUGACAGAGAAUCAUCUGAUUCUGCAGUUAGGCUGGAGUGUGUCUUUUUGCCUGAUCAGGGAGCCUUCUUUGUGAACUAUGUGAUUGCCUCAGCCUUUGUUGGCAACGGGAUGGAGCUGCUGCGCCUGCCAGGCCUCAUCCUUUACACCAUACGCAUGAUAAUGGCCAAGUCCACAGCAGAAAGGAAAAAUAUUAAACAGCAACAAGCAUUCGAAUAUGAAUUUGGAGCAAUGUAUGCCUGGAUGUUGUGUGUGUUCACUGUCAUCAUGGCCUAUAGCAUCACGUGUCCCAUCAUUGUCCCGUUUGGUUUAAUAUACAUACUCCUGAAGCACAUGGUUGACCGUCAUAACCUUUACUAUGCCUAUCUCCCUGCCAAGCUGGAGAAGAAGAUGCACUUUGCAGCUGUGAAUCAGGCCCUUGCAGCUCCAAUUCUCUGCCUUUUCUGGCUCUAUUUUUUCUCAUUUUUGCGGCUAGGCUUUAAAGCACCUACAAGCAUGUUUACAUUCCUAGUUGUCAACAUCACAAUUGUUAUUUGCUUGGCUUACACUUGUUUUGGCUGUUUCAAGUACCUGAGUCCACUGAAUUACAAGAUAGAAGACACACAAAGUGAAAGAGGAAGUGACACAGAUCUACCAACCGUCCCAACAUCUUCUAUGUACGUCCCCCAAGUUUUGCGUCCUCAGCCUACAGAAAGGACAGUGCUUGCCCACCAGGAGCAGCAGUCAUAUGGCACCAUGGAUGACACUUAUUCACAGGCAGAAGGAGUCAUAAGCUAUUCUGCUGGACCUGCAGUUCUUGAGCAGGCAUCGAUCGGUUCGCUUUGA
Messenger RNA from Acanthisitta chloris (rifleman), 1198 nucleotides. RefSeq names its product CSC1-like protein 1. The transcript has 10 exons. NCBI's taxonomy places the organism in Eukaryota, Metazoa, Chordata, Aves, Passeriformes, Acanthisittidae. The annotation marks the transcript as partial. Gene Ontology annotation, cellular component: plasma membrane. Gene Ontology annotation, molecular function: calcium-activated cation channel activity. The record is from RefSeq and is a predicted model, not a curated record.